UUUUCAUUGGCUCUAACGAUAUGGUAAUCAAAUGACAAGUUUUCGGUGGUAAAUCAUCAAUUUUUCCAAUCCAGCGAAGCAGCAAGCGAUGGGGAGAAGGGGAGCCGCAGGAGAUGCCGCCGAUGGAGACGACGAGGCGAAGAGGGAGGAGGAGGCGCUCGCAUGCAGCAGGCUCCUCGACCCGGGAUUCAAGCCCUCCAAGCUGUCCCAGUAUCAGCUCGACAAGUUCAAGGAAUUACACAAGAAACGGUUACAAAUAACAGAAAAGCCAAAGAAGAAAAGAAAAUGUAAAGGAAGCAAUGGGAGGAAUACCAAAGUAACUGAUGAUUAUAAAUUCACUGACAAGGAUGAAUCUUCUGAUAAUAUUCCAUCAGAUAUACAUCAUACAUCAUCAACUACAGGAAUCCAAGGGGAUCUUGCAUUAGCUCUGCCAUCAAAGAACAAAAGGAAGUUACAUUGGGGGCUUGAUGUUAAAGAACGAUGGGAAAGGAAAGCAAACAUGUGAAUCUCUAACGAUCAGUGAUGUUCUAACAGCGAACACAUACCCCUACUGCAGGUAAGUGAAAACAGAAGGACAAAGAAAAGGGUAGACUUUUUCACGGAAUCGUCGGGUUGUUGGCUGGGUUCAUGUUUGUCAGCGGGCAGAACACUGGAACGAGAAAAUUCUCAGAACUGGAGCAGCAAGUUAGUAUCUGAUUUUCAGAGUUUUGUCUGAUGUUUUCUCAAGAUAUCGUAGCUAGAUUUUGCUCUGUUGUACUAUUUGAUCCAAACUUGCAAGUACCUGCAUCUAGGCCUUCCCUUAAAUACCUGAGGCCCACUUAGGACUCAGAAUACUCCAAUCUUUGCAAGGCUUAUCAUAACCAUUGUGGGAAGCUCUUGAUUUGGCCAUUUUCCUUGUAAUUAUUGUAUGUCUUAGCACAAAUGUUGUCGUCAAGUUGUUUGAUAAUAUAAAUAUAAUUUAUCAUAUACUUUUUGCUACU
Molecule: messenger RNA, 980 nt
Organism: Phragmites australis (common reed)
Lineage: Eukaryota; Viridiplantae; Streptophyta; Magnoliopsida; Poales; Poaceae
Exons: 5
Coding region: 89-505 (138 amino acids)
Source: RefSeq, a predicted model, not a curated record